Larimichthys crocea (large yellow croaker) is the source of this 5295-nucleotide messenger RNA. RefSeq names its product StAR related lipid transfer domain containing 13b (gene stard13b). The transcript has 17 exons. Gene Ontology annotation, molecular function: lipid binding; GTPase activator activity; protein binding. The coding region runs from base 120 to 4559 and encodes 1479 amino acids. The record is from RefSeq and is a predicted model, not a curated record. Gene Ontology annotation, biological process: regulation of Rho protein signal transduction; actin cytoskeleton organization; signal transduction. NCBI's taxonomy places the organism in Eukaryota, Metazoa, Chordata, Actinopteri, Sciaenidae.
GUUGUCUGCUGUGUGGUUUGACUGAACAACUUGGAUAAAAAAUGGCCAUCCGAUACAUCAAGCACAAGUAUCUGUGGAUUUAUGUUUUGAAUUAUGAGAAACUGUAGAAUAAAAUAAUAAUGGAGAUUCCACCUGUGGUGAAUUUGGAGGGUAAUCAGUCUUGGACAGCUUCAGGAUUACAAAAAAUUGCAACACAGGAGCUGACCUCAGAAAUCUCUACUGUCUGGGAUAGCGGCUCAGCGGACCACGGAGGGGAUGAUUGUCUCCCUGAAGCCCAAAGCUUGCCGUUGGAGCCAGACGAGGACGUACACAAGCUGAGGAAGAGUUUUCUUCUUGUCAGUCAAAACAACACUGAAGUUUUGGAAGCUGUGUGCUUACAGGAGCCGGAACAAGUGUCAGUAAUUUCUGAUGAAGCACCCCCGGACCAAAGUCCACUGGGCUCAUCAGUUCAUCUUCAUGAAGCAGGUAUUGUGUUCACAUCACCUACAUCUAACGACAGCUGCUGUGGUAACGUUCCUCUUCCUGAUCCUGUCGCAGAAGGUCAGUCAGAUCAUGGGGUUCAGAAUGAUUCUGGUCAGGCAGCGGACUUGAACUCUGGAGGUGUAAAAACAGACUAUGAGAGGUUAGAACCUGUCUCAAAUGGCCACGACUUUAGGCCUCCACAGGACCCCAUCCUUGUCCCUGCAGCUGCUCCUGAUUCAGGCCGGAGAUGCCUAGAUCUCCCACGCAUUGUGAAGCACAAACCGAGCUCCAUCACCUUCUCACACUACACCUUUCCAUCCGGAACCAACAGCCAUGCUUUUGUCAAUGAGAGCUCGGACGAAGGAGAGUCUUCACCGGAGGAGGAGGAGGAUGAUCACGAUGAUGGCGAUGGUGAUGGUGAUGACGACGACGACGAUGUGUUCCCAGAGCUGCCUCAGAGUAGAGAUCUGCUCGUCAAUCACAGACAAAGGAGCAAAGACAAACCGAAGAGGAGAGGCGCUGUGGGGGCCCGGCCAGAAAUCGAUCACACGGCCACAAAGUGUGGUUAUGAAGCAGAGGAAGAAGGCAGCAGUAAGGAGGUAUCUCCGCAGGUUAAGUCUCCAUGGUCGGAGUCGAUGAGCCAGCUGAUGAGGAAACUGGAUCAGCUUAAUCUAGACAUUGAGGAAGCUCUGAGUGCAAGUUCCUCCCCCUCCGACACACCCUGCACCACCCGCAAGAAACAGUGGGGUGCUGUUUCAAAGUCCACGUUAAACCAAAAUCUGAACCAUCUCCAAAGACCGGACAGAGGGGAAUGUCCAAGCCAGGACAGAUCUUCUGCUCCUCGCAGCUCCUCAGCGGGAACAAGAGCAACGACCAAGAAAAUGAUGUUCAAUAAGAUGACCACCGCAGCAGGGGCAGAAAUUGAGGCGAAAGAGGCGUGUGACUGGCUGAGGGCAGCAGGAUUUCCCCAGUAUGCUCAGCUCUUUGAAGAUUCCCAGUUCCCCAUUGACAUCACUCCUGUGAAAAGAGAUCAUGACUUUCUGGACAAAGAUCUCGUGGAACCUCUGUGCAGGCGGCUUAACACCUUGAACAAGUGUGCCUCUAUGAAACUUGACGUGAACCUUCCAAAGAAGAAAAGUGAAGACUCUGAUGAAGAAGACCUGUUUGCUAUCAGUGACAAAUGGACCUUUGAGUGGAGCAGCCGGCGUUGGUCCAGGUUACAGGACAUUGACUGUCUGCUGGGAAACCACGUAGAGGGUCAGCCCUCCAGGGACGGCGUGCCUCUGAGAACCACCACCAGCAGCGAGAGUGUUCUGACAGACCUCAGCGAACCAGAGGUCUCUUCAUUGCACAGCGAGAGCAGUGGAGGUAGCGGUCAUAGGGGCCUCAGCACAGAGGACUCUGAUUGCUCCAACCGCACCUGCUCAGAUUCUGCAGCAAUGCCAGACUCGACUUCUCUCACGAUGCCUCACAUCCCCAAAGAAAUUGCUCACUUUGGCUCACUACCUGACAAGCACGGCAAGGCAAGCCGCAUCCGUGCCAAAGACUUCCUAAAGCGCAUGGAGACACUGCGAUCCCGAGGAACUCUGGGAAGGGGUCGUAAGACUUUGGUCAUCAGCUCUCCAGUGAUGCAACAGGAGGCCCAGGCUCUGAAGACGCUACGGUGUGUCGAGAUCAUAAAUGGAGAUGCUGGGGCUCCAGAAGCACCGCCCAACAACGUCCUGCCUUCACAGUCCAGUAGUGAGGGUAGCAGCCAUUCCAGUGGCAGCACUGUCAGCACACCCAGCCUGAAAGAGCGUAAACCGCACCGGGCUGACUACAAGCGCAGUGGCAUGUAUUUGGAGGACAUAGACAUCUUUUCAGGCACCCAAGUGAAUAAAAUCGCAGAACAGAACCGCAGAAAUGAAUUCUGCUCCUAUGAAGACCUGGUGGUCCACAUUCCCAAAGACCAUAAGCCAGGAACUUUUCCUAAAGCACUGUCCAUAGAGAGCCUUUCGCCAACCAAUGGGGCCUCUAUCAACUGGCACACAGGCAGUAUGCACCUGGACUCCCCACUGAUUUCAUGCAGGAAUGAAUCUAGGCCUGUCACCCAGUGCUGCACCAGAGGAAGCCGGAUCAGUGUAUAUGAUAAUGUUCCUGGCUCGCAUCUGUACGCCAGCACUGGAGACCUAAUAGAUCUAGAGAAAGAGGAUCUGUUCCCUCACCUGGACGAUAUCUUGCUGCAUGUCAAUGGGCUACAGCAGAUAGUGGACCACUGGUCCAAGAACGUGUUGCCUGUCGGAGAGGUACAGGCACAGGUGGACGGCAAGGGGGAAGAUAUAGUGUGCCUCCAGUCCUCUAGUCAGAUCACACUGGACUUUGAGGGAAAUUCUGUCACAGAAAGCCAAACCACACCCAGUUAUGGGGACAGCAGAGACAGAGUAUCACUUGCUGAGACAGAAUCUACAAGGCUCAGGGAAAGGAGGGACUCAGGAGUAGGUGCAUCACUCACAAGACCUAAUCGGUUACGAUGGCCCAGCUUUCAGAUAUCUAAUCGCCUAAGUCACUCGGUGGCAUCCCUUCAGAUUACCAACCAAUCAGCAGGUCAGCUGAGUUUGUUGCAGAAGUUUUCUCUGCUGCGCCUUACUGCAAUCAUGGAGAAGUACUCCAUGUCCAACAAGCAUGGCUGGACUUGGUCUGUGCCAAAGUUUAUGAAGAGAAUGAAGGUACCAGACUAUAAGGAUAAGAAUGUGUUUGGAGUGCCUCUCAUAGUGCAUGUGCAGCGUUCUGGACAACCGUUGCCCCUUGGCCUGCAGCAGGCUCUGCGGUACCUGAGGAGCCAGUGUCUUGACCAGGUGGGUCUUUUUCGUAAGUCUGGGGUGAAGUCUCGAAUUCAAGCUCUGAGGCAGAUGAAUGAGAGUUCACCAGACAAUGUGAACUAUGAAGAUCAGUCUGCCUAUGAUGUAGCUGACAUGGUGAAGCAGUUCUUCAGGGAUCUCCCUGAGCCUCUGCUGACCAGCAAACUGGGGGAGACCUUCCUCCAUAUCUACCAGUAUGUGCCGAAGGACCAAAGGUUGCAAGCUGUCCAGGCAGCCAUCAUGUUGAUGUCGGAUGAAAACCGAGAGGUGCUGCAGACGCUGCUCUGUUUCCUCAGUGAUGUCACCUCCUCUGUGGAGGAGAACCAGAUGACACCUAUGAACAUUGCCGUGUGCCUCGCUCCCUCUCUUUUCCAUCUCAACAUACUCAAGAAAGACAAUCUCUCACCGAGGGCCAUGCAAAAGAAGUAUGCCACUGGCAGACCAGACCAGAAGGAUCUGAAUGAAAACCUAGCAGCGACGCAGGGCCUUGCUCAUAUGAUCAUAGAGUGCAACCGUCUCUUUGAGAUCCCUCAUGAGAUGGUUACUCAGUCGCGUAAUUCAUACGUGGAAGCUGACUUGCAUGCACCAACAAUUGGCGAGCUGUGCAAACAGCUGGAAGAUGAUGACGGAACAUACCAAACACAUAUGGAGGGGAGACUUCAGAACUUGCUUAAAGAGGCCCGGGAAAAGUCCAAAUACUGGAUGUCUUGCAGCAGCUCUGAUAACACAGAACUCUACUAUAAAAAGGUAGGAGAUGGGAACCCUUUGAGACGCUGGCGAGUGUCAGUGGAGGUGGAAGCGCCGCCAUCUGUGGUGCUGAACCGCGUGCUGCGAGAGCGCCAUCUGUGGGAUGUGGACCUGCUGCAAUGGAAAGUGUGUGAGACGUUGGACAAGCAGACAGAAGUGUUUCAGUAUGUCCUCAAUCGUAUGCCCCCUCAUCCCAGCAGGGACUUUGUGGUUCUCAGGUCUUGGAGGACAGACUUGCCCAAAGGUGCUUGCUCCCUGGUUUCUGCGUCUAUAGAGCAUGAGGACUGCCCUCCUGUUGGAGGUGUACGAGCUAUAGUCCUGGAGUCCAACUACCUACUAGAGCCCUGUGGCUCAGGAAAGUCCAGACUAACUCACAUCUGCAGAGUGGACUUGAAGGGAAGGACUCCGGAUUGGUACAACAAAGCCUUUGGUCACCUCUGUGCUGCAGAAGCUGCCCGAAUCCGCAACUCCUUUCAGCCACUAAUCACAGAUGGUCCAGAGACCAAAAUCUGAAACUACUUGCCAGUUGAGUCUGUUCAGCCUUGAAAUCAACAUUGAGCCUUUGAGUCAUUGCUAAUAGGCAGACACGAUAUAUAACCAGGGCCCCAGAACUAAAGCACAGUUUAUUCAGCUUCAGUAGAAAAAUAAUGUUGAGCUCCUCUUGUACUUGCACAAUGACAAAAGAGGACAUCUUAUAGGUGCUGAGAAUAAUUACUCAAUGGGAAAUUAAUCAUCCUGCCAAUGUCCUUAGCAUUAGGAUCCUAUUUACUUUCAUGUUGCUAAACCUGUAUAUUAUGAUAAUUAUUAUCUUUAAUAAUAUUGUAUUGACAUUCAAGCUCUUAAAUGCUUCUGGGAAGCAUGUAUAUGUUAUUAAUUUCAGAUUUAAAGCUAUAAUUGUUAUGAUGUAGACUCAUGUGUCUGUAUAUAUGUGUGUGUGAAUAUACUGUACAUGCAAACAAGAUGUAUAUAUUGUCUAUUUGUGAAGGGAGAAAUAGUACAUAUGUUAAUAUCCUAUAUAUUGAUUCUUUCAUCGUGUUAACCUUCCUGUUAUACAUGUGGUACAAAAUUGUAAGCUGGUUUUACUUCAGUAUUGCCAUUUUGGAAUGGGUGUAAUUUUAUUAAAUUUUGACCUCUUAUGGUUGUGAAAAGAAUGACUUAAGGUUUGACUUGAUCAUACCUGCUUAAGGGUACUGGAUUGCACAGUCAAGUACAAGACACCAUUUUUUAAUAAAACCAUCCAGAUUUUAAA